AUGGGUAAGAAAACAAAAGAUGCAGUGGAUGCUCCGAAGAAAGAAGUAAAGGUAAAACAACCGAAAGUAAAAGCUCCUGUCGAUCCUGUCAAGACAAAUAAUCUUAUUCGUUUAUUGAAUAUCCUUGCUUUAUUAUUAGCUAUCGGAGCAUUUUUGCUUCAAUUAACUGCUGUAUUAUCUCAUCAUUGGAAAUGGCAAAAAGUAGCGCUAGGUUCAUUAAUGUCUCAAAAUCACCAUGCUCAUACAAAUGUUCAUGAAGAUAGUAGCCUUUAUCAGAACUUUGGUUUAUUUUCACGUGAUGUCAAACUUUUUGCUAACAAUGAUGAACAACUUGAAGUUGAAGGAAGUACACGUUUUCCAAGAGUUGAUGAUACUGAGGAAGCUAUUCAUCAAUGCUUAUCUCAAACACCAACUCUUCGUGGUGUAUUUCUUGCAUGUUCGGAACAAAUCUCUUCACCAAAAGAAUGUCACUGUAGACGACAUCCUUACUGGAAUGCUGUUAUUUUCUUUGAAAUAGCUGCAUUAGUUUUUCUUGGAAUUGUCGUAUUUCUUACCGCUUUGCUUACAACACAUCUUCAUGCUUUACUUAAACUAGCAGCAGCUGGUUUAGCAUUACUUGCUUUUCUAUUUCUAUUCAUUGGUCUUAUAUUAAUUCUCAGUUAUCGUAAACGUGAAACGCAUUCGUUAGCUGAUGCGUAUCCACAUAUUUAUAAUCGACUUGCUAGCUUAUUUCACCUUCCUCAUGACACACGUCGGGCUGUUAAAGGUAAUCCAAGUGUACUUCAUGAAGCGAUUCGCCGACAAGCACAAGAAUUUUAUCGAGCAUAUCCUUUAGUACCUGGUCAAUAUCCAUUCAAUGAAACACAUUUCACAGAAUAUUCGGAACAAGCACGUGCAUGGAUUCAUACACCAUAUUCAAGUGUUGUUCCACACGUUCCUGCUAAGCCACUUACACUACGAGACCCAGACAUUCAUCAAUUUGCUCCAGUAACAACUGUGGCUGCUGCUACUGCUGCCGCUGCGGCUGGUGGUGCUGCACCAUUAUAUAAUGCAUAUGGUCCAUUAGCUGGUUAUAAUGAAGUUUUUGAUCAUACAGAUGCUGGCAUUGGUUGGUCGACUGUUUUAUCAAUUUUUGCUCUCAUUCUUGCAUUACUUUUACCAUUACUUCUUAUUUUGUCGUGGCUUAAACAUAAAAGUUUAUCACCCGAUUCAAGGAAAGUUGUAACAACAAGUGUUAAAACUGAAUAUACAGCUGUACCACAAGAAGUUUCAAUUGACUCACCAGAAGCAAGAUUAAUUCCAGCUGAUUAUGACCCACAACGUCAUAUUGGAGACGCUGUCGUAAAAGCACAAAAUAUUGGCCAAGGCGACUAUAGUAAUCCAGCUGAACCAAUUAUUGUACGCGAUGUUAUAAUUCGUAGUGACCAACCAGUACCACAAAUAGUUCAGCAACAUGGAUUUCCGGUUACUAUUGAGACAAAUCAAACAGUCUAUCGCACUUAA
Molecule: messenger RNA, 1503 nt
Organism: Rotaria socialis
Lineage: Eukaryota; Metazoa; Rotifera; Eurotatoria; Philodinida; Philodinidae
Source: the annotation of a GenBank genome assembly